GUACCGGAACCCUACAUGUAUACGGAUGUGCCUACACAAUCACAGAUCCUUCUCCUGAUCGGCUACCACUCUGAGAGACAACAUACACACGUCCUUAUUAGGUCUCAUCCACACUAUGUCUUUGUCGUAUGGAGUUUAUUUUAUUCAGACCGUGGACAACGUCCCUCGCGCCCUCGCCUGGGGUGACACAUUGAACAAGACCGAUGUCGUAACACUCGCUGCAAAGUGGCCGUGGGGUCCUGCCCCGGUAAGGAACACAGAGGUGUUCCGGGAGCUCUGGCUCGUCGAGCCUCUCUCCACAGGCAGUGCCACGUGUACCAUCCGGAACCUGAAAAACGGAAAGAAUAUGAUUCUACAGGAUGAAGAUAGCAUUAUCCUCGGCGACUCAGCUAUGCAUCUAUCUGAACAGUGGAACAUAGUCCCAUGCGGUGAGCAGAUCCGAAGCGCAGGUGGCUCACAGGCAUACCGUAUCAGUCCUGCGAACUCCGAAGGUGCAUUCAGCUUUGGUGUUGAAUCCCUCGGGUACACUGACCCCACUGGUCGCGACAUCGUUCUGAAGAGGCAGUGCCAACCCUGGAUCUUUCAACGACUCAGCCGCUCUGGGGGAGAAAUUCACGAAGUUGUGUCACAGAGCUGGAGUACCAAUGACUCAGUUCCCGAAAUCUUCAUAAGUUACCAAUCUGACACCGAGUAUCUCAUCCUCUCGCGCGGAUUGUGGUCACUCAUUUGGAAGGAAUACCAUGAGCACGGAUUUAUGUCAAACGUCUGGGGUGACAUUCCGGAGCAGCGCCAAUGGCGCCCGGAGAUAUAUGACUGCGAUGAUUUUGCAACAGUGUUCAAAGUGGUUGUCGUCAUUUGGGGGGAAAAGAAUAUCCGUGUGGAUGGUGUAGCGAUUCUUUGUGGCGUCAUGCUUGGACAACCCAGGCCUAGAGUUGAGGGGGGCGCACAUGCGUACAACUUCACUCUGUCGGAUGAAGAUUCCAACGACCCUGCCGAUGAAAAUAGACGAAUCCAGUAUUUUCAGGCUGAGGUCGGCAGGUUUGAUAACGAUGAGGGCUACCAUUAUUACCCGGUUGCGGCAUAUUUUUGAGUUGUGUUGCCCUUAAGAACACAUACAGCAACUGUUAAGUUCUUCGGGUUGCGCUAUGUAUCCAGAUAUUGGAUAUUGUUCAGUACUUGUAUCACUAGUUAGAUUUUGAUGUGCAAUGGAAUCUGGA
Suillus subaureus is the source of this 1217-nucleotide messenger RNA. RefSeq lists its product as uncharacterized. The coding region runs from base 116 to 1090 and encodes 324 amino acids. The record is from RefSeq and is a predicted model, not a curated record. The transcript has 12 exons. Lineage: Eukaryota; Fungi; Basidiomycota; Agaricomycetes; Boletales; Suillaceae.